Hipposideros armiger (great roundleaf bat) is the source of this 8105-nucleotide messenger RNA. RefSeq names its product zinc finger protein 207 (gene ZNF207). Bases 153 to 1640 code for a protein of 495 amino acids. Gene Ontology annotation, molecular function: microtubule binding. Gene Ontology annotation, biological process: attachment of spindle microtubules to kinetochore; mitotic spindle assembly; mitotic spindle assembly checkpoint signaling. Lineage: Eukaryota; Metazoa; Chordata; Mammalia; Chiroptera; Hipposideridae. The record is from RefSeq and is a predicted model, not a curated record. The transcript is spliced from 13 exons. Gene Ontology annotation, cellular component: spindle matrix; nucleus; kinetochore.
ACGGGAGGCAGAGCAGAGAACGAGGGCGUCGGCCAUUUUGUGACUGUUUCCUGUGGAACGCGGUGGUGGCCGUUGGGUCCGAAGAGUGAGCGAUUUUUCGCUUCGUUUUUCCUGCUUAUUAUCGCCUCCCUUUUAGUUUGUAGAGCGCAGUUAUGGGUCGCAAGAAGAAGAAGCAGCUGAAACCGUGGUGCUGGUAUUGUAAUAGAGAUUUUGAUGACGAGAAGAUCCUUAUACAGCACCAAAAAGCAAAACAUUUUAAAUGUCAUAUAUGUCAUAAGAAAUUGUACACAGGACCUGGUUUGGCUAUACAUUGCAUGCAGGUGCAUAAAGAGACAAUAGAUGCUGUACCCAAUGCAAUACCUGGUAGAACAGACAUAGAGUUGGAAAUAUAUGGUAUGGAAGGUAUUCCGGAAAAAGACAUGGAUGAAAGAAGACGACUUCUUGAACAAAAAACACAGGCAGAGAGUCAAAAAAAGAAGCAACAAGAUGAUUCUGAUGAAUAUGAUGAUGAUGACUCUGCAGCUUCAACUUCAUUUCAGCCACAGCCUGUCCAACCCCAACAAGGUUAUAUCCCCCCAAUGGCACAGCCAGGACUACCACCAGUUCCUGGAGCACCAGGAAUGCCUCCAGGCAUACCUCCAUUAAUGCCAGGUGUUCCUCCUCUGAUGCCAGGAAUGCCACCAGUUAUGCCAGGCAUGCCACCUGGAUUGCAUCAUCAGAGAAAAUACACCCAGUCAUUUUGCGGUGAAAACAUAAUGAUGCCAAUGGGUGGAAUGAUGCCACCUGGACCAGGAAUACCACCUCUGAUGCCAGGCAUGCCACCAGGUAUGCCCCCUCCUGUUCCACGUCCUGGAAUUCCUCCAAUGACUCAAGCACAGGCUGUUUCAGCACCAGGUAUUCUUAAUAGACCACCUGCACCAACAGCAGCAGUUCCUGCUCCACAGCCUCCAGUUACUAAGCCUCUUUUCCCCAGUGCCGGACAGAUGGGGACACCUGUAACAAGCUCAAGUACAGCUUCAUCCAAUUCAGAAAGUCUGUCUGCAUCUUCUAAAGCUCUGUUUCCUAGCACAGCACAAGCUCAGGCAGCUGUCCAAGGACCUGUUGGUACAGACUUCAAGCCCUUAAAUAGUACCCCUGCAACAACUACAGAACCCCCAAAGCCUACAUUCCCUGCUUAUACACAGUCUACAGCUUCAACCACUAGUACAACAAAUAGCACUGCAGCUAAACCAGCUGCUUCAAUAACAAGUAAGCCUGCUACUCUUACGACAACCAGUGCAACCAGUAAGUUGAUCCAUCCAGAUGAGGAUAUAUCACUGGAAGAGAGAAGGGCACAGUUACCUAAAUAUCAACGCAAUCUUCCUCGUCCAGGACAGGCUCCCAUUGGUAAUCCACCAGUUGGACCAAUUGGAGGCAUGAUGCCACCACAGCCAGGCAUCCCACAGCAACAAGGAAUGAGACCCCCAAUGCCGCCUCACGGUCAGUAUGGUGGUCAUCAUCAAGGCAUGCCAGGUUACCUUCCUGGUGCUAUGCCACCGUAUGGGCAGGGACCACCAAUGGUGCCCCCUUACCAAGGUGGGCCUCCUCGACCUCCGAUGGGAAUGAGACCUCCUGUAAUGUCGCAAGGUGGCCGUUACUGAUCUCACUUCAUCCAAUCUAAUAGCCCUGCCAUAGGACAGGCUGAGGCUGAGUCUCAGUGUUGCCCUGUUCAGUCUGAGGCAAGUGGGAUUUAUUUUAUUCCUUAUAGGGGCUUUCACAGCUUGAUGGCUGUUGGAUAUUUAUGUCCCCAAACUUGCAGCAAGUUUGGUGAAGGCCCCUAAAUUUCAUUAAAAGUAGGAUUUUUAUACUCUUGGCAGAGAAGGCUCUAUAUUAAUAUUCACGUUUGACUGUGGUGUUAAUAAAAAGUAUUUGAUAUAUGUUACUUUGUGUUAUGUAAUAUUUAACAGCCUCGUAAAGCUGUUAUUGCUAUAUUGAACUUUAGUAAAUUGACAGAAUUUGACAUUCUUAAUUUGGAGGCAUGAAAUGUUUCAUUUAAAUUUUCCACUUUUCACUUUUAGGAAAACCUUGCUGGUUAUUUUAUCCUCAAACGAUUAAAUUUAACCUCAAGGAUAAGUUUAAUUAUUGGAAAUGCCACUGGAUACUGAAUGAAUCCUAACGUUAUGCAUUGAACACUGAGGUUGAAAGAUCAGGUGGAAAUGCUUUUGAUUUUUACUGUUUUCAAAACCUCACCACAUUAGAGCAAAUGUUAAUGUAGAGCCCUGUGGAAAGUGGGAAGGUGGUGUGUGUGUGGCAUGAAUGCGUAUACACUACACAUUUGAGAUAAUGAAAGAGUCUGGGUAUUGCAGACCUAUCAGUAUGGAUAGAUAACUAAUUUUCAGGUAGCCAGACUGAAUUCAUAUCGUGGUAAAGUUAGUAUAUUGAACUAUGGUUUUGAAAUGGUUAUUUUCAGGUUCAUUUUUAGCCUUACUGCACUAUAUUUUAUUCAAUAUGCAUAUAUGAGAAGUAUCCACAUUUCUUUUCAACUAAAGUUUGCUUUUAUUUGAUGAGAAAAGCCGUGUUUAUGUCUGUAUGUUGUAGUGGGUAAAGAGGGAACUGGAAGAGGUCAAAACAGAAACCUGGAUUAUUAUCUUUGUUCCUUCCUGUGUUUAAGCCACCAUUUUAUCCAGAUAGCAUGUUCCUCUGAACAGUAACAACAUACAGGACAAUGUUUAGCAAACCCAGAUUGUGUUUCUGUGUUGUUUUAAUUCUUGGAAGCAUAAAGAAAAAAAUAGCAUUAAAUGAAUUCCAAAUUUGCACCUGUUUAAUUAAAACAUAUGCUUUUCUCUGUAACUGAAUCAUGGGGGGGAAGAUUUUAAUGUCUGAUAAAAGAAUUUUGUCACAAAAAUAUUCCGUUGGAAUAUUUUAUAACCUACUCAAUAAUUAUACCUUUUAAGACUCCGUAGUUGGAGAUGUCUUCUGUUGCACUCACUAUCCACCAAUGUACUGAAAUAUUCAAGAGUGAAGUUGUUGGCAGAAUUUAUUGGGGAUAAUACAGUUAUCUAAAUUAAGAUGUAGUUUCUUUGAUAUUUCUGUAGGUCUGUGGCUCAAAUACGAUAUUAAGAAUUACAUAACUUUCAGGGGUCUAUUAUGUCCACUGGUAAAACUUGGUAAAUGAAAGGAAAUGUUAAGUCACCUCUUCACUGAGAUAAAAUUUUGUUUGAGUAAAUUAACACUUGUAUUGCUUAGGGAAUAAAAAAAAAAUUAAGCAUGUACCCUAAAAUUUUGUGUAAAUCAGGUAUGUCUUUUUUAAAAGGUGGUACCUACCUACCUAAUAUUGAAUAACCUUGUAUGUUAUUCCAAAAUGAAACCAUUUUCUCUUAACUAACUUUUAUGGAACAGUCUUUAAAAGGAGGGGUUCAGUUAUAAGACUGUUGAGUAUAAGAAAGAUUUUUGUAAGUAAAUAUUCCCUUAAUUAUACUUCUGCUUACUAACUCAUGACUUGAAUAUUAGUAAAGUUCACUGGUUUUUUUACCCCUUAGAUUUUUGUUUUCUGUCAUCUGAAUCAUUUUAAUAAAUAACUUGUUUUUCUAGCAUAGAAACCAUCUAAGUUUUCUGUGUAAUAUUUUUUGGCAAAAUAAGCAGUUACUUUAAUGAUACAUAUAUAUAGUGUUGUGAACAUACUGAUACUCAAAAUUUUGUAAUGUUGAAUUAUCAGAACUAUACUUUUAAUCUCUUGGCUCUUAAGUAUCCCCUAUUAUGGAUCUCAUUCAAAGUAAUGCAUAGGAAAUGAGGAAAACAAGACUUUAAGCUCCCUAAUACUGUAAAUAUCUCCAACUUUUCCAAGUCUUUUCAUGUUUUUGUACUUAGCAUUUUUGUUGGGAAAUAACAGGUUUGAAAGUAGCAUUUUUAAAAAACUAGAUUUCUUUAGUGGAGGGUCAGAAGAGAAUUAAUUGCUUUUUAUUAGCAUUGUUUUUCCUGCUCUGGGCUCUAUACAUUUUUGCAUAAUAAUUUGGCCAUAAAAGGAAGAGCUUUUCAUUUUCUUCCCAAUUCUGGAAAAUUAAUAGCUUGAAACUGUGUUAGUUUGAAAUUUUUGAACCAUUUUUAUAAAUCUGUUCAAUUAAUAAUGUGUCCUCAGGGGAAAAUACCUAUAUUUUGUUAAGCAAGAUGUAGAAGUCAUAUUAAGCCAGAAAUUGGAGACCCAAAGGAGAUCUUCAUUGAAGCUAAUUUGAACUAUUUGCAUUUGAAGCAAAUCAAAUACUCUUAUAAAAAAUCAAGACUGGUUCAUGUUAGGUUCUUUAGGAGGCAUGUAAUCACCAGCUAUCUUAUGAGAAUAUGUUUGUGUAUGUUUCUAUUUUGAUCAAAUUAACUACAGAGAAGAUACAUGUGAGUAAACGUUUAAUGAUGAUUAUGUGAAACCCACCCAUUUUCUAUUCUGUAAUGAUGUGUAAGGUGAUAAUGGCACAGCUUCAGCAAUGUGCUAUGUCAGGGGUUUGCGUAACGCUGUGUUUAUAAAAUGGUGAAUUCCUUUAUUGGAAAGCCCUUUGACAUUCUUACUGUGUCCAGGGUUUUUAAAAAGUCUGUAUGCCUUCACCUUCGGUGAAUUUUUGAGGAACUGGCAUUGAAAUUCAUUGAUGCCCAACUUGGAUAAAAAUGAAGAAUGGUGUGUCCUGCCUAGUGAACUACACAGACCAAUAGUGAUUAUUUGGGAGAGGCCAUUGUACUGUUUUGUUAGACUUAAGAACCUUAAAUGUAGUGAAAGGUAACUGCAUUCCUGCUCUUGCUUUGCAUUUGUUAUUAAUACUUCACCAAAUCAUUUAUUAUGAUGUAGUUUAUUCUCAAUAUUCAGAUACUUCAGCAAUCAGAUGAAAAUAAGAUUUGCAGCAUCACACCCCAGUCUCUAAUAAAACAAGGCUGCUUAACUACACAAGUGAAGCAAGGGAAGGGUUAUUAAAGUUCUCUUAAGUUUGAGUUAGAAAUGAGACAUGUAGUUAUUGAGGAAAGCCUCCCUUUUAGCUGUUAGCUUGCUUUAGCGUACUUCUAGGAGAAGCAAUAGAAUUUACUUUUCAACCCAUGUUUUUGAAAUUGAAAAUAUAAGAAAGUGAAAUCAGUUUUUUGAAAAUCGAAUUAGAAACUAUUAAAAAUUGUUUGCCUCUGUGGGGUGUGUCUGCAUAUACUUAAAAUUUAGAAAUUAUCACAUUAAAGAUUUUUUUCCCUAGAUAUAUGCCCCCCCCUUUUUAGAGUAAGCAAAAUUUCCAUGUAAUGCACAUUGGAAUUCAUAGUUUAUUAAAAUUGAGCUGUAUCCAAGACAUAUACAGUGUUAUUAACUCAUUCUCAUAAGGUCACUCUAACAGCUAAUAUAAAGUAAUUUUUGUAAGACAUAGAGAAAGGAAUUUUAAUGUAUUAAUGUCAGGCUCUGAGGAAAUUUAAUGCACAUUGACUUUUUAAAGUAUGGCUUGAACUCCUCAGUUUAAUACAAUUUGUGUUUUUGUUAACUAGCAGCAGAAUUUCAGCAUUUGCUACUUACUGGUAGAGAAGAAAAAUCCCACAGCCCUGCCAGUACAGGUUAGUUUAAUCUGUAAGUACCUGAUGUUCCUAUUUUUUUCAAACAUAUCCAUAUAACCCACACAAGGAAGAAAGCUGUGCAGUUUCUUAAAUGUGAGUAUAACUCUUAGAUCCAUUGGACACUUUCAGACACUCAAUACUUGGGCCAAUUAGCUCUAGGUUUGUUAAAUACAACUUAAGUUGUAAUAAAGGUGUAAUUCUCCUUUAUUACCUGAUUGUGGUUGGACUUAAAUAGAUAACAUUGUACAUAAGAGGAAAAGACAGUGAAAGUUUCUGUUGGCUGUGUGCUCAUUUUGGUAUAUGAUAAGGAGUGCAGGGCUUGGAGUCCAGGGCCUUUUAACCUAAGCCACUUCUGUGGUGGUACUCAUUUACCUUUUAACUUUUUACAGUAUGAAUCAACCUAAAAAAGUCAAGUUUCCUCAUUUCUAGCAAUGAUAAAUGGUGUGCAGUCAUAAACUAGAAAAUGUUUUUAUAUUGCUGUUUUGUGUUUUUAGUACUUGCUGUAAAUAAGUACUAAUUUUGUUCCUCUUUUUUGUAAACUAUAUCCUAGUCUAUUGGUGCACCACCACCAUUUGUUCAUUUUAUUUUGAACUAAGAGUAACAAAUCUUUUAAAUACUCAAAUGAAAGCUGACCAUCAAGAAAACUAGAUUGAUUCUUUGUGUAUUUCUUUUGAGGGGCAGUGGGGUUGUAACAGGUUGUAAAAGAUAUGUUAAAGUUUUACUUUCAUUGGUUCUACCAGAGUUCAUUGUUUUGAACCACCCUUGAGAGAUUUCCUUUAACCGUUAAAUAUUGUGCUCUUAUGUUGAUAAAAAUUUAAUAUCGAGGAGAGAAGAAUCAAGUGUACAACUUAGUUUAUACAAGCCUAAACCAUCCUUCCAAUCUGUAGCAUUGACUGGGAUGCAUGGCUUCCUCCUUUACACCUUAAGUGUAAUGCUGUCUAAUUUGGGACAGUAUCCAUACAACCAGCUGAUCUUGUACUCCUAUUAAAUUGGGAUAGUGAUUAGCCACUGAAAAGACAUUAUCUUAAUGUUAUUUUAUGUGAAAGUCAUGCAUUCAGUUAAAUUUUUUCAAACCUCAAUUUAUCAACAUAAAAUAUAUUUUAUAAGAUAUCCACUUGUUUUUAAUAUAAAAUUGCCUAAGGGCUUAAGUUUCAUUGCCUUUCACAGUUUAAUCUGUAUAAGAAAUGGCGUAGAUACAGUGAAAAUGGUUUUCCUUAAAACCAUCUCUUUAAAGCUGCCUUUCUGGUGAGUACUGUUUUAUACUUUUAUAUAUCACAGUUUUUCCUUUUAAAUUUAACUGAAACAGGACACUUUGACCAAAAGUGAGCAAUCUGGAUUUCUACACACUCUUUAGACAUUACCUGAGUUGGGAAUAUUAAGAAUAAGAAGGUGAUUAUUUUACUUCCUCUAGCAUUUCCCUCAUAAUCUGGGCUAACUUUUUUUCUGACCUCCAUUUAACAGACUAUAACUACAAAAACUUAACACAUAAAUUAUUUCCUUUUGGUGAGAUGGAAAAGUUUUUACUCAAAACUGUCUAGCAUUUACAAUUCUUUUAAGCUGAAAAUUUUCUUCUUAGUUGAUAGCCAAAAGAUUUUUCUCUAUGCUUUUGGUUCCCAUGUUGCAUAGGUGUCAAAUUUAAAUACCAGGAUUCCUGUCUGUUCUUGGUUGCAGCUCCUGUUGCAGUGAUUUGUAGGCAGUUAAGCUGAGGGUGGGGUUGAAGGAGGGCUGGCCUAAAAUAUGGUUAUGUGGGCUAAUUGCUUACAGGAUUCUCUUUGAGACUUGAAAAUUGCCAAUCUAUUCUUUUAAUUUUUGUUUUUCAUGUACAGUUGACAUUCAAUAUUAUAUUAGUUUCAGGUGUACAGCAUAGUGGUUAUAUAAUUUACAGUGAAUUCCCCCUGAUAAGUCUUCCAGUGUAUUUUUAAAUCACUCCUAAUCUUGCAUGAAAAACUUAGCUUAGAAAUACUGAUUUUUGGGACUUGUAUACCAGUGAAAAUUAGCUUCUCGUUAUAUUUUUAGUUAUUUUAUGCCCUGUUUAAUACCUUCCUUUAGUGUAACACAUGGAUUUCUUCCCGUCUAGUCUUUAGCCACAUCCUAGCUAGUGUCAGUAAAUGCUAAUGAUGUUUCCAUAUUUUAUCUCCUGCUGAUCUUGGUAAACCAAAAUGAAGAGUCAACUCUAAUGCUUUUUAGUAUGAACAAUGAUAGUGUUCUAAAAUCUGAGAAUUGAUAUCUGAGUAUGUGAUAAUGGUGAUGUAUUCUUCUAGAUAAGCACUAAACAAAGUAUGGACCCCCAAUUUAUGUCUUUAAGAUUUAAAGUGAAGUAAAUUUCUAAGGAACUCUGUCCUUUCCUAGCAAGGAUAAGCAGACAUUGAAAAUUUGGUAAGUAUUUAACUUGAAAUGCAUGUGGUAGUGCUGAGAGUAAGUAGCCAAAUUGCCAUAGUUUAAGAUAACAUUUAGACAUGAACAAGAAUUUUCGACUCCCCUUUGCGACCUAAUGUUAUGUGUGUCUAGCAGCUUUAUAAAUUUGUGUGCAAAAUAAUUAAAUUGAAAUGUACCUUACCCCUUUA